Molecule: messenger RNA, 637 nt
Organism: Vicugna pacos (alpaca)
Lineage: Eukaryota; Metazoa; Chordata; Mammalia; Artiodactyla; Camelidae
Gene: NPBWR1
Product: neuropeptides B and W receptor 1
Biological process (GO): neuropeptide signaling pathway
Cellular component (GO): plasma membrane; neuron projection
Molecular function (GO): neuropeptide binding; neuropeptide receptor activity
Source: RefSeq, a predicted model, not a curated record
CUGGACGACGAGCAGGGCCGGCGCCAGUGCGUGCUGGUCUUCCCGCAGCCCGAGGCGUUCUGGUGGCGCGCCAGCCGCCUCUACACGCUGGUGCUGGGCUUCGCCAUCCCCGUGUCCACCAUCUGCGCCCUUUACACCGCGCUGCUCUGCCGCCUGCGCUCCAUACGCCUCGACAGCCACGCCAGGGCCCUGGACCGCGCGAAGAAGCGGGUGACAGUCUUGGUGGUGGCGAUCCUGACCGCGUGCCUCCUCUGCUGGACGCCCUACCACCUGAGCACGGUGGUGGCGCUCACCACCGACCUCCCGCAGACGCCGAUGGUCAUCGCGGCCUCCUACUUAAUCACCAGCCUGAGCUACGCUAACAGCUGCCUCAACCCCUUCCUCUACGCCUUCCUGGACGACGGCUUCCGCAGGAACCUCCGCCAGCUGCUGGCGUGCCGCGCCGCCACCUGAGCCCGCGCGCGAGGGGCCGGCGCCCCGGCGCUCAGGGUGGUCCCUGACCCGCAGCCUCCCCACCCCCAACCCCACUCCCAACUUGCUGAAGAUGCUGGGCUCCUCCCCAGACCUACUGACUGGGACGCGCUGUGGCUGCGCCCGCAGUUUGAAUUUGCAAAGCCCUCCUGGUGAUGCGGGAGCA